AUGGCCGAGCAAUCGAAAGUGCGGGCGACCCUUGCCCUGCUGAAGAAUCUUGUACUAGCAGCGCUGCUGUACGCGACUAUCUAUGGAAUCAUAAACAUAGUAAGCGACCCCAGCGUCGCGACUAAGGGGAAACUGGGCAUUCCCGCCUUUCUGGACAAAGCCGGUCCAACGGAGCUGAUCAAGACCACCAAGGCCGGCGUCCAGGUCAAGUUCGCCGGCACCACCAAGACUGUCACCAUCAACCCGCACGCCAAUGUCUUCAACCGGCCCGUCACUGCUGUCGAGAUCAAGGACGACUACAUGGGCCCCCGCCCCCACGUCGACACCGAGGCCGAUCUGCAUAUGUUGGUUGAGGAGUGUAGGGGCACAUACGCUGGUAUCGAGAAGAUGAGGAACGUCUUUGACUGCCUGAAGUUCUUCGCCGACGAUGAGUCGCGUUACUACAAGCUGCCCGAGGAGCCUGCCCGCGCGAGUGCCCAGGAUCCCCGCAAGGCCGAGUACGUCGACGCAGACGGCCACGGCAACACACUCAAGAGCUACCUGCCCGUCAAAGAGGCAAUCGCCGCGAACGGCUCGAGCAUCGGCACCUGCCCAGGCCCCAUCAUCCCAUACCACGUUUAUUGGACUGGCCCUGCAACCUGGCGAGUCGAGGUCUUCAUCAAGAGCUAUCUGUACACCCAGAACCUGGCAUGCUCCCGCCUGUGGCUGUGGCUGGACAGCGACAAGAACCCCAACGCCGUCCAGAACAUGAUGACUAGGGAUGCCCUCUUCGCUCGCUUUCUGCCUCUGGUCGAGCGCGGCGACAUCGUUCUCAAGGCCUGGAACUUCCCCAAGCGCAUUCCGCUGCCCAAGGACGAGGAGGACAAGAAUGGCUUCGGAUACUACAGCACUCCUGGCCGGCCCAAUGCAGAAGGCGAGAAGGUCUUGGCCGAGAACAUCAUUGAAGACAAGACAGGCCAGCAGUGGCUGGUCCUCACACCAAAACAGAUGACAUUCCUGCCCGUCGCUGUCUCAGAUGCGGUCAGAUUCAUUGUCUUGCACAUCCACGGCGGCGCAUACUUCGACAUGGAUGUUUUGAUGCUCAGGGACAUGCGGCCGCUGCUCUUGCCCAAGGAGCAUGCCUUUGCCGAGCGAUGGGCUGCGCACCCGCACCCCGGCGACUACAACACGGCCAUCAUGUCUCUCACAGCCAACUCGUCGCUGUCAUCCUACCUCCUCUACGGCGGCAUCCGUAUGGGCGUCAACUUCCACCCCCGAGUUCUCGGCCGCAUGGCCUGGAAGGACGGCCGUGACCAGGAGUUUCUAAUGCUCGAGACCGGCGCCUUCGACCCCAUCUGGACAGAAUUCAACUGGGAUCGCGAAGGCCGCUGCACUGUCCCCUGUCUCCGCGACUACGGCGCAGCGUUCAAGGGUAAGAAGGGCUCGCUCAGAGACGAGUGGGAGAGCUACGACGGCCCCCAGCUCAAGCACAUCGACCUCACCAAAGCGGCACGCAAGGACCUCAAGGCACGUGCCCGCGAAGACGAAGAGCACGUCCCUGCAUCCGCCGCCGCAACACCAGCGAAGGGCGAGCACGCAGACUCCUUCCAAGCCACGCUCGACGAAGAAGCCGCCCUGCGCAACGCUGGCGUCGUUGCAGCAUACAACUUCGACGAAGACAAAUUUCCCCCCAACAACCGCACGCUCGAGAACUUCUUCCGUGGCGCCUGGACCUACCACAUCCACAACCAGUGGCUAAAGCACCCUGAGCCCUCCUCCUGGAUCUCCAUCCUCGAGCACGCCCAAGACGGCUUCUUCGCCCGCACCCGCUCAAACCCUUACGCCGAGCACUGGACCGGUCCCAAUCUCGCGCCCUACAACUACUGGCCCGAGUUCGUCUGA
Molecule: messenger RNA, 1881 nt
Organism: Boeremia exigua
Lineage: Eukaryota; Fungi; Ascomycota; Dothideomycetes; Pleosporales; Didymellaceae
Exons: 2
Coding region: 1-1881 (626 amino acids)
Source: RefSeq, a predicted model, not a curated record